CUCGAAGACCUUUAUACACACGCGGAUGUCUUACGCAACAAGGGAGGAGCCUCAGCUUCCCCCCACUUUGCACAGUACAAAUAUGUUUGCUUUCAUUUUUCAGUCGAGACCCAACCGCAUAUAAUGGAGGAAAGCUUUCCUUUUAAGUUUGCUCUGACAGACAUUGGGUUCUCCGUGGUGUCUCUGGUGCUUUUCGUUGUGGAUAUAGUGCUGGAUCUAUGGGCUGUAGUGUCUCUCUAUGAAGAACAGAAAUACCUCAGCAUGGGACUGUUGAUCUUUCUGCUGCUCAGUUCCUCGGUGCUCCAGCAGAUCUUCAGCUGGCUCUGGUAUUGCGAUACCUCCAAAGAACUAGUGAGUAAAGUAGAGAAAUUUAUCGACAGGCACAGAUUAAUGGCACUGGUGCACAUCUUCCAGCUCGGAGUCUUCCUCAGGUUUGCAGCUAUAAUGGAGAUCUCAGUUAGCAGUUUUAAACAGAAUGACCUUUACCAAAAGGGGGUUGCGGUGUACCUCAAUCACGACCUCAGCAUGCUGCGCCUGUUCGAGGCGUUCUCCGAAAGCGCUCCACAGCUCGUCUUGAUGACGGCUCUCAUCAUGGAGACGCAGGAGAUGGAACCAUUUACAGUCGCUAAAAUCGUCGGCUCUCUGUCCUCCUUGUCCUUCACCGUGUUGUCCUACCAUCGCGACAUGCGUGCGUUCAUCCCCGAAAAGCUUAAAAUGGGAUGGUCUUCCUCGGCCAUCUACUUCCUGUGGAACCUGUUCCUGAUUGGUCCACGUGUGGUGUGUGUGUCCCUCUUCGCCUCCGUCCUGCCCUGCUACAUUGCAGCACACUUCCUGUCCCUGUGGACGUUGCUGGUCCUCUGGGCCUGGUGGCAGAACACAGACUUCAUGGACACUAAAGCUGGAGAAUGGCUGUACCGGGCCACCGUAGGCCUCAUCUGGUACUUCAGCUGGUUUAAUGUAACGAGCGGAAAUACGAAACUCAUAGGAAUCAUCUACCACGUGGUUAUGGGAGCGGACACCAUGCUGCUGUUAGGAUUAUGGUGGUGGAGGAGAUCUGUGGAAUCUGCUCAUCUUAGUCCAUUCCCUAUUAAUCCCUACAUACUUAUUGGUUUAUUAAUGAUAACGUAUGUUUUAGGAGUUCUACUGAAACUGGUUUAUUAUUGGAAAUUACAUCCUAAACACCCAAAGUUAACGAUGCAGCCCGAUGUGAAGCCGCAGACCCCGGUGAGGGCAGCAGCAGCGUUCUCCGAUAUUGUCGAUGGGCCUCCUAUGAUGAGGAUGAUGAUGCUGCAAUCUUUAGAUGUAACGGAAACUGAACCUGACCACAGCGUUACACCUCAAACUCCACUAAAAGGAGCCAAUAAAAGGAUGAAAUGCAUGGCUACGAAUUUCUACUGCUAAUUUGCAUUUUAGGAUUUGGAUGUUUUUGCACAUAAUGUAUAUAAGAUGUGAAUAUAUUGUAUGAUGGAGCAUGUACACAUUCUCAUCCUGCUUUUUAAAAUGUUUAUACUUUAUAAAGAAAUCAGAUUACU
Messenger RNA from Clarias gariepinus (North African catfish), 1532 nucleotides. RefSeq names its product XK-related protein 8-like. NCBI's taxonomy places the organism in Eukaryota, Metazoa, Chordata, Actinopteri, Siluriformes, Clariidae. Gene Ontology annotation, biological process: phosphatidylserine exposure on apoptotic cell surface; apoptotic process involved in development; engulfment of apoptotic cell. The transcript has 3 exons. The record is from RefSeq and is a predicted model, not a curated record. The coding region runs from base 124 to 1401 and encodes 425 amino acids. Gene Ontology annotation, cellular component: plasma membrane.